ACUCGACAUGUCAUUCAGACGAAUCCGCCACCUGAAACGCGAGGAAGUCAAGGCGACUCAAUUGAGUAUAAAGAAUCAGCCAACAUCUGCCUGCGAGCAGAGCGACGCUGAUGAAAACAUCAGCGCGGAGCUCCUGCAGGAACCCCGGCCGCUCGGAUCGGAUCUAUCGCUGCCCGGAGCCGGUGCACCUCUGCCAGGCGCAUCUCUGGCGCAUUUUAAACUGGAUGUGAUUCUGGAGCCAAAUCGAUUCUGGAUUUAAUCCAAGAGUGUUCUGGCGCACCUGCUACCUCCACGGAGCGCAAGAUCAUGAUCCCACCAGGAGACUGCAUGUAUGCGGGCAGGAAGAGGAGGAAGCCCGUCCAGAAACAGAAGCCGUCGUCUGCCAGUGAGAAAAGCAACCCGUCCAAGCGGCACAGGGACAGGCUCAAUGCCGAGCUGGACCGGCUGGCCAGCCUGCUGCCGUUCCCCCCAGAUGUCAUCUCCAAACUGGACAAGCUGUCCGUGCUGCGCCUGGCCGUCUCCUACCUCCGCGUCAAAAGCUUCUUCCAAGUGAGUCAAGACAAGCCCUCCAGGAAACACAUCACCAGCACAGCAUCCUCUAACCCUGAACCCAGGAAAGAUAGCCUUCCUCUGGGCACCAGCAUCAAUGAGAGCAGCCUCCUGCUGGAAUCUUUAACAGGCUUUGCUUUGGUGGUGAGCAGUGAUGGGAUGGUUUUUUAUGCUUCCUCCACCAUCGUGGACUAUCUUGGAUUCCAUCAGACUGAUGUGAUGCACCAAAACGUCUUUGACUACAUCCACAUAGACGACCGUCAGGAGUUCAGACGCCAGCUCCACUGGGCCAUGUGCCCCCCACAGGGCACCUCUGGGCAGCAGGAUAACCAAUUAGCUUCAGGAUCAAGUGAAGACUUUGUUGUGAGCAGCAUGUUUAACUCUCCAGAGGCAGGGGAAAUUUCUCCCGAGCUCUCCUGCUUUCUUAACAGAUGUUUCAUGGCCAGAGUUCGGUGUCUCUUGGACAGCACCUCUGGAUUUUUGACCAUGCAGUUUCAGGGUCGGUUAAAGUUCCUCCAUGGGCAGAAGAAGAAAUCACCCUCCGGGACACUGAUGCCUGCUCAGCUGGGUCUUUUCUGCAUAGCCGUCCCCCUCCUGCUGCCCUCCAUCACGGAGAUGAAAGUGAAAAAUAUUUUAAUGCGGGGAAAGAACAAAAGCGGGGGGAUUAUCUCUCCAACUGAGCAUGGUGAGCAUGGGGAUCACCUAAGGAGGCACUCCAUCAGUGGAGGAGUGGGUGACAUGACCGACCCUCUCCUCUUUUCUUGUCCCCACCCGGGUUCUACACAACGAAGUCAUCAUGGCUCCUGGAACCCUCUUUGCAAAGACAACCUUAAGUUCAGCCCUGAUGGCUUCUACAACCAAGAGGAGCCUCUCAAUUUCUGCAAGUCCUCUAUGACUGUCCAUAAAGGUGUCGGGUCGGGCUUAGGUGGAGGCUGGCACAGGCGACAGCACUUGGGGGCCGUCAGAGCUGCUCAGGGAGUGGGCUACAUCCCCUCGAACCGUUUAAACAGGACUGGCCAGUACGGUAAGCCCUACUGCCUUUCUCCGAGUUGCCACAGUGGCAGGGGUGCAGAUGUGUUUGUCUCGAAGCUGUACGGAUCAUCGGACCCCGAUGCUUACUGCGUAGACCUGGUGAAGAGCGAGAACGACUUCGGGGAAUGCUAUGAAGGCCACAUGAUGCCAGAAAUGCCACCUAUUAAAAUAGAGCAUGACUCAGACUCUGAGAAUGGAUGCGACGCAUACGGGCAAACGUGGGGCUGUCGCAACCAAAUGGCCAUGGACCGCCGCUACGGAAACGGGGUGUACGACUCCAACGCUGGUUUGCAGCUUAAAUCAGAAACUGAUUACUACGACCCACAGUACUCCCCUUGUCAGCGAGGAAAAGCAGGAAUCAGCCCCUCAUACAAUAAUGGCAACUACCCCAACUAUGCAGUCAACAAUGGCACCCGUCUGUUAAAAUGUGACAAAGACUUGGUCGGGAACAGUGAUUCCAACCAGUUCAGCCCCCAGAGACUCUCCCACUCAGACUCUCUAUGCAGCAACCAAUCGGUCAACCUCAUGAAUUCAAACCUCUACCCUCAAAAGGCCUACAUGCACAUGGACUAUAACAAGCAUGGCGAUUAUGAGUUCAAAGGUCACGGCCUGAUCCAUUCAAUCAAACGGGAGCCAGUGGACUCCCCCCCUUGGUCUGAGAACGGCCAUGAAAUGAACCAGUCCAUGAUGGGCGGCUCCAGGAACGUUAUGCCAUGUGUGAUGAGCACAGGCCACCAUAAGUCCAGUCCCUACAUCUACAUGCAGUGAGAGUGCAUUAGCAACACGUGAACACAUCGGCAGAUACCCGUCUGCCCAACCCCCCUUCUUCACACGCACAAUUACGCAAAACCACAAACAGAUCAGUGUGUAUGAAAUUCUUUUCCUCUGAUGUUUCACUAGUACCAGCAUUACAGACAACGGUUACCGUGACUGCCAGGACGUCACAUAUUGUUUCUAUUUUUUAUGAAAAGGUCUCAGGUUCAGGCAUCAGUGUUGUGACAAUCAGAAAUUUGACUUUCCAACCAGAAGAUGUUACUUUUUAAAAGGUACAGAUUUUGGAUUUUAAGCACUUUUGGAUUUAGAGACAUGGAGAAAAAUAAUAGUUGUUUAGAUGAUGUGUAGAAUCACAUCUUUCUUUAGUUUUGUAUUGUUGUUGCACCAAGCUUUUGCAGGGGAAAUUUUAUUUUUCUAAACUUUGUACACAGGAGAAAGCUCACAUCUACUGACAAAUUAAUUCACCAUCAGGAUUAGGAGAAUGCACUUCAAAGGCACUGAAAAAAUUGACUUUUGAAUAUUUUUUGUGAUGUUUCCCAAAAAGUAAAUGUAGAUGCAGUUUGAAAUAUAGUUAAAAAUGUAGGGUUUUCAUGAAAAAAAUAAAAUAAAAUGAUAUUUCUUUAAAAAUAUAUAUUUUUUAAGUAUUUUCUUUUAUUCACCCUUUCAACAGUUUGUCCCUUCAUGCUUUCAUUUUCUACCCAUGUGAUCAAUUAUUACCGUUUAUUCUCCUUUGUAGUUAAGUAUAUGUACAGUUGCAAGAUUAAAAAAUCAAAACAGCCUCGAUAAGCAUUACUUAAAUUAAUUGUACAUUAUUAAGAUUUCACCCUGUUGUAGUUUUGAUCAUCAUUUGAGCCAAUAGGAUCCUGUUAAAUAAGGAAAGUUAGUUCACCUGACAAAAAUCUGC
This is a messenger RNA of Cyprinodon variegatus (sheepshead minnow), 3259 nucleotides long. RefSeq names its product aryl-hydrocarbon receptor repressor (gene ahrra). NCBI's taxonomy places the organism in Eukaryota, Metazoa, Chordata, Actinopteri, Cyprinodontiformes, Cyprinodontidae. Bases 307 to 2349 code for a protein of 680 amino acids. The transcript has 9 exons. Gene Ontology annotation, cellular component: nucleus; aryl hydrocarbon receptor complex. Gene Ontology annotation, molecular function: transcription cis-regulatory region binding; nuclear receptor activity; protein dimerization activity. The record is from RefSeq and is a predicted model, not a curated record. Gene Ontology annotation, biological process: regulation of transcription by RNA polymerase II.